Molecule: messenger RNA, 4746 nt
Organism: Pelobates fuscus (common spadefoot toad)
Lineage: Eukaryota; Metazoa; Chordata; Amphibia; Anura; Pelobatidae
Gene: NPR1
Product: natriuretic peptide receptor 1
Exons: 22
Coding region: 750-3914 (1054 amino acids)
Biological process (GO): protein phosphorylation; cGMP biosynthetic process; receptor guanylyl cyclase signaling pathway
Cellular component (GO): plasma membrane
Molecular function (GO): guanylate cyclase activity; natriuretic peptide receptor activity; ATP binding
Source: RefSeq, a predicted model, not a curated record
UCCCUGGUUCUAAAUACCUUGUUCUCUCCAUACCUUUACCUUUGCUACUAAAUACCAACUCCUGUCCUCCUCAGAAUCCAGCUUUCAGAGUUUUCUAAUGAUUUAUUUACAUUUUUUUCUAAUUUCCUGGCACCCACCAAUUUCCACAGUAACUGGAUAAAUAUUUGUUGCUUUGGAUAAGGCAAAUAUCUGGGGCUUGCUCUCCAGUAAACUCUGGGAGCCCUCCAACUUUCUGGGUUGGCGUGAACACAUUUCUCCACAAACUCCAUCAGAUGCCCCAAUCUAGAGAGGCUUUAAGAAGAUACAGUCCCUGGGCGUUAUGGAAUACUGUCUGCCGGGGUCAUUACUCCACUAACUGAUAUUGAGGAAGGAAAGGGUUAAUAAACAGGGCUUAUGAUAACAACCCUUUUGUCAUUGAGUCAGGGGAAGGAAAAGCUAACCCUGCCUCCAGAUGAUACCAAUCCUGUUCUCCAGUCACUUCCAACAGCGGGAAGCUAAUGGAUCUGUGUAAAGCUCGCUCUCUCACACACAGACGGAGAGAUGAUUAACAGCUGACUGUAUAUGUUUUAAUAAGAACUGUCACAACUAGGAGCAUCUGAGUCAAGUCCCCAGCACCAGAAGGGUGAGGGAGGAACAAGCUCUUGAAGAGGAGGGUGCAAAAGACCUCCGUCUUGUUUACGGAGGUAGAGUUGGUUUUCUUGUAGGUAUGCUGGUGGCAAGAGUAUGAAGGUCCUCUGAAAUUGGCUGCAAUGUUUGGAAGUUUGGUGCUGACGCUGCUGGUAGCAUGGGUGAGUCUUCGGGUAGUCAGAGGAGACAAGGAACAGGUCAACCUCACUAUGGCAGUGGUGCUUCCGGAAAAGAACACCGCGUACCCAUGGGCUUGGCUGAGAGUGGGUCCAGCUAUCAAAUUGGCAGUAGACAAGAUCAACAAUGACCCAUAUCUUCUACCAGACCUUCAUGUCCAAUACAUCCUUGGAAACAGUGAGAACAAGCAAGGAAAGUGCUCGGACUCCUCAGCUCCACUUGUUGCAGUGGACCUCCAGUUCACCUACCAUCCUGAGGUGUUCUUAGGCCCGGGGUGCAUGUACUCAGCAGCUCCCGUCGGUCGGUUUACUGGACACUGGAAGGUCCCCCUUGUCACAGCGGGAGCUGCUGCCUACGGGUUUGGUGAGAAAGUUGAGGACAAUAAGUUUACCACAAGGACAGGACCAGUCCAUACCAAGCUGGGGCAGUUUGUGGUGCAGAUCCACCAACUUUUCAACUGGACCAGCAGGGCAAUGGUUGUCUAUACAGAUGACAAGGAGGAUGACCGUCCCUGUUAUUUCACAAUGGAAGGAGUUUACAUGGAGUUACCCAAAUUUAACAACUUGACCGUGCUGGAUAUGCAGUUUAAAGAUCGAGAACUCACCAACUAUACCUCAGUCAUUCAGGAAAUCAAGCAGAAGGGACGCAUUAUCUACAUUUGCUGCACCCCUGACACCUUCAGACAGCUCAUGCUCCAGGCUUUCAAUUCUGGUCUGUGUACGGGUGAAUAUGUCUUCUUUUACAUUGAUGUCUUUGGUGCCAGCCUGCAUGGCUCCAGCUUUCCUGACCCUCGUCGACCCUGGCAUAGAGGAGAUGCACAUGAUGCCACAGCCAAGGAGGCCUUUAAGGUAGUGAUGAUUAUCACUUAUAGAGAGCCACAAAAUCCUGAAUAUAAAAGAUUCCUGGUGGACCUGAAGCAUUAUGCUGCUCUGCAUUUCAACCACACAACUGAGGACACCCUGAUGAAUACUAUAGCAGCCGCAUUCCAUGACGGUGUCAUGCUCUAUGCUCAUGCCGUCAAUGAGACCAGAGCUAAGGGCUACAGCAUGAAGAAUGCCUCUGCAGUCACCGGUCACAUGUGGAACAGAACAUUCUACGGAGUGUCAGGGUUCAUGAAGAUGGAUGCCAAUGGGGACCGUGAAAAUGACUAUUCCUUGUGGGAUAUGUCUGAACGCAGCGGGGAGUUCCAGAUUGUAUUGAAUUACAAUGGGACAUUGCGGACCAUAGCCCCCAAGCGGGAGAUCCAUUGGCCAGGGAACAAGAUCCCAAGAGAUGUUCCACCUUGUGGCUUUGAUAACAAUUACCCAGAAUGUAUGAAAGCCAGCUUCUCUAUACUGGAAAUAACUUCCAUCGUUAUGUGUUUUAUACUGCUUGUGAUCACCAUCUCCUCCAUCUUUAUAUACAGGAAGCUACGUCUGGAGAAGGAGCUGGCCUCUGAGCUGUGGAAAAUCCGGUGGGAAGACAUUCAGACCAGUAACAUGGAGAAGAACUUGCGCAGGGCAGGAAGCAAACUCACCCUAUCACUGCGAGGUUCCAAUUAUGGAUCACUUCUCACAACUGAGGGUCAAUUUCAGAUUUAUGCCAAGACGGCCUAUUACAAGGGCAAUAUCGUUGCUAUUAAAUAUAUAAACCGCAAGCGCAUAGAACUAACUCGGGAAGUUCUGUUCGAGCUGAAACAUAUGAGGGAUGUGCAAAAUGAACAUCUUACCCACUUUGUGGGGUGCUGCAUUGACCCACCAAACAUCUGCAUUCUCAUUGAGUACUGCCCCAGGGGUAGCCUACAGGAUAUCCUGGAGAAUGAAAGCAUCACAUUGGACUGGAUGUUCAGAUACUCUUUAACAAAUGACAUUGUUAAGGGGAUGCUUUUUCUCCAUAAUAGUGUCAUUGUAUCUCAUGGAAACCUCAAGUCCUCCAACUGUGUGGUAGAUGGUCGCUUUGUCCUAAAGAUAACGGAUUAUGGCCUGGCGAGUUUCCGCUGCGCUCUGGAUUCAGAGGAUACCCAUGCUUAUUAUGCCAAGAAGCUUUGGACUUCUCCUGAACUGCUCCGCAUGGAAAAUCCUCCCCCACAAGGUACCCAGAAAGGAGAUGUAUAUAGUUUUGGUAUUAUACUGCAAGAGAUUGCCCUACGGAACGGUGUCUUCUACAUAGAUGGUUCAGACUAUAGUCCUAAAGAGGUAAUUGAGCGAGUGCGGAGCCGGGAGAAGCCCAAUUUCAGGCCCUCCACCAACAUGUAUUGUCAUAUUCAGGAGCUGGGACUUCUCAUGCAACGUUGCUGGGCUGAAGAUCCAUUAGAGAGGCCAGACUUCCACCAGAUUAAAGUACUGCUACGGAAAUUCAACAGGGAGAGCAGCUCUAAUAUCCUGGACAACUUGCUCACUCGGAUGGAGCAAUAUGCUAAUAACCUAGAGGAGCUGGUGGAGGAGCGGACACAGGCCUACCUGGAGGAAAAGCGUAAAGCAGAAGCACUACUCUACCAGAUUCUGCCACACUCCGUGGCUGAGCAGCUGAAGAGAGGAGAAACAGUUCAGGCAGAAGCCUUUGACAGUGUCACCAUUUAUUUCAGCGACAUUGUGGGGUUCACAGCAUUGUCUGCAGAGAGCACCCCGAUGCAGGUAGUAACUUUAUUGAAUGAUCUCUACACCUGCUUUGAUGCAAUAAUAGACAACUUUGAUGUGUACAAGGUGGAAACUAUAGGCGAUGCAUAUAUGGUGGUGUCUGGUCUCCCGGUUCGUAAUGGUAAGCUCCAUGCUCGUGAGAUUGCACGCAUGUCCCUUGCUCUCCUAGAUGCUGUGAAAACCUUCAAAAUCCGUCACAGGCCUGACCAGCAGCUUCGACUUCGCAUUGGACUUCACACAGGUCCUGUCUGUGCCGGGGUAGUGGGACUAAAAAUGCCUCGAUAUUGCCUGUUUGGAGACACAGUGAAUACAGCAUCGCGCAUGGAAUCUAACGGAGAAGCUCUUAAGAUCCACGUUUCUACGGCCACGAGAAAUGUCCUGGAGGAGUUGAAUUGCUUUGAGCUAGAACUGAGGGGGGAUGUGGAGAUGAAGGGUAAAGGAAAGGUGAGGACAUACUGGCUACUGGGCGAGAGAAGCAGCAGCACCCGUGGGUGACAAAGAGACCUGUUCAUAAUAAAUGUGUUUGUUUUUACCUCUGGGGUGUGACUGAGAUCCCUGCACAUCCCUGUCACCCCAAACAUGACUUUACGGGGGCUGUAAAUUGACAUUCACUUGAAGUGGAGUCAGAGGACUCAGGGGAUGCUUGUUUUCGCCUGCCCCCCACCUCGUGAACAAAGACAUGGAACCAUACAAUGUGCUGUUAUUUCACGCAAAAUGCCAACCAGAGCAGCGACCAAAGGGAAAGACGAACUGGAGGAAGCUUCUUGGAUGCAGUUUAUUUGUUUUUCUUCUGCUACGAAGAUCACUUGAGUCUCCUACCAAUUUCUGACAUUCGACUUGUUGUACUCAUGAUGAAAAUGGUUCUUACAUUUUUUACAAAAUGUUAUUAUCUUUAUGCCAGAGGUUUAUUUGAUGUGCGCAGUUACAAUGUGAAAAAUACUGGAAAUCUUCAAGAUUUCAUUCAUUUCUGCUCAAAUACAUUUUUGUUUUAGUAAAGACUUGUAAAUGUGCACAUCAAGCAGUUUGUAGCAAGAGAGACUAUAUAUGUUUAUGAAGACCUUGAAGACUUGAUUAAUUGGACUUACUUUGUUUUUCCGUUUUGACGACUUUUGUGGAAGUACAGAAGUGAACAGGCAAUGAAAAGAUUUGGUGCCCUCUUUUCCCUAUGCCUCCAAAAUAUGUGCUUUGUUGCAAUAGAGUGCAGAAAUAUUGGAUAUCAAAAUAGACUUGAGAGUACUGUUUGUAAUCUGCAAUACAUUGUUGUGAACAGUCCACAAAUCUGAACCAAGGCCCGUUAUUUUACUGACAUAAAGAUUUCUAAAUUCUC